This is a messenger RNA of Macadamia integrifolia, 1204 nucleotides long. Its product is annotated as 29 kDa ribonucleoprotein A, chloroplastic-like. Gene Ontology annotation, molecular function: mRNA binding. The coding region runs from base 110 to 973 and encodes 287 amino acids. Lineage: Eukaryota; Viridiplantae; Streptophyta; Magnoliopsida; Proteales; Proteaceae. Gene Ontology annotation, cellular component: cytosol. The transcript is spliced from 4 exons. The record is from RefSeq and is a predicted model, not a curated record.
CCUCUUCUUUCAAUCCACCUUGUCUUCUCCACUGUACCACUUUCACAGUAUUAACAGACGAAACCAUCACCACCACCAACAUUUAGGAGAGCCGAAAAUUCCGGCAACCAUGGCUGCCGCCGCAGCUGCAAUAGGUUCUUGCUUCUCCACCGCUGCUACCACCUCUUGUAUCCGUUCAAAACAAGUGGCACUUGAUUUUGUCCUGAGAAUUAGCCAUGUCCGUACUUUACAAGUAGCUUCAGUGUCCCACUCUCACUCCAUUGAAUUCCACUCAACUGGCGUGAUCUCCCACAAGUGGCAAACACCGAGGAUCUCAGCAGCUGUUGCACAAGAAGAGGCAGCGACAGCGAUCCAGACGGAACCCGAAUCGGUGGAGGAGCCAGAGGAUAUAGUUGAUGAGGAAGGAGAGGAUCAGGUAUUGGGUGAAGAUGAAGCUCAGACUCCUGUAAACACUAAGCUUUACUUCGGAAAUCUUCCUUAUAACUGUGACAGUGCUCAACUCGCUGGAAUUGUCCAAGAAUAUGGAAGUCCAGAGAUGGUUGAGGUGCUUUAUGAUAGGGAGACAGGAAGAAGCAGAGGAUUUGCAUUUGUUACAAUGAGCAGUACUGAAGAUGCAAAUGCAGUUAUCAAAAAUCUUGAUGGAAGUAUAUUUGGUGGUCGGACACUUAAGGUGAACUUCUCAGAUAAACCAAGACCUAGGGAGCCGAUGUAUCCUGAAACCGAAUACAAGCUUUUUGUGGGGAACUUAUCAUGGUCAGUCACAUCGGAGAGUUUGUUCCAAGUUUUCCAAGAAUAUGGUAAUGUGGUUGGAGCCAGAGUCCUAUAUGAUGGAGAUACAGGACGAUCUCGUGGUUAUGGUUUUGUUUGCUACUCAUCCAAGCUGGAGAUGGAUGCUGCUCUUGAAUCUCUCAAUGGAGUGGAGCUAGAAGGGCGAGGAAUGCGUGUUAGCAUAGCAUUGGGUAAAAGAUCCUGAAUGUGAAAACCAACAACAGAUUAGGGGCCAUAUGAGAGGAGAUACAGCACUACUUUUGAUGAAUUGAUCAGAUACCUUGAGCUUACAGAUAAUCUCCCUUGGUGGUUGCAUGAUUCCUCUCUCAUUGUGUAUAUUGCAAUUCUUGCUUUUAUAGCUUUUUAACUUUGAAGCUUGAUUUUACUCUACUCCCAUGAUAGCUUUCCUAAUAAAAAUCACUAAACGUUUCAAUUA